UGUUUACAGAAGGGGGUAGUAAUGGUUGUUGUACGUAGCGGUUGUCAGUUCUGCGCGGCGACUGGCUGAGGCUUUACCAACCACAGACCCGGGCGGGCUCCCUCCUCACUGGCUCCCGGCUCGCCAGCCAACCAGUUCGCCCACUCCAACACGGGUUUGUUCUUCCCGUACACCAAUGAUCCAUGGAUGGUGGUGGAGAGGGACAGAUGGAUCAGAGCACAGAUCACACAGCAGAUGACAGUGGCACCCUCAGUAUGGCUGUUCACUUAGAAGGUACCCCACAGGGAGCUGAUGGCACACAGGGUCUCCUGACCAACGACUACAGCUAUGUCCUAGAUGACAGUGCGACGGGUGCGUCGGCCAAUGACAGUAUAGCGAGCGGCGGGGAUGAUGACGGAGGACACAAAGACGGUGACAGCCUCCGCGAACACGUGGGCGUGGAGCCACUACAGGAACAGGACCGGUUUUUGCCCAUUCACAAUAUUAGUCGCAUUAUGAGAAAGGCUAUACCCAAAAAAGAAAAGAUUGCCAAGGAUGCUAAAGAGUGUGUACAGGAGUGUGUGUCAGAGUUCAUCAGUUUCAUCACAAGCGAAGCCAGUGACAGGUGUCACCAGGAGAAGAGGAAGACCAUUAACGGGGAGGACAUCCUGUUUGCCAUGUCCACUCUGGGGUUCGACAGCUAUGUGGAACCACUCAAACUGUACCUACAGAAGUACAGAGAGUCCAUGAAAGGUGAGAAGGGAGGGAUGAACACAUCCACUACAGGUGCAGGGGACGAGAGCCUAGCGUCAGACCUGGGGGCCGAUGAUUCUUUCACUGCCAACAUCAUCUCCACAGACGGCCAGACAACGAUGACUUACACAUACCCCACACAGGUUCAGGUGGGUAUGAUUCCUGUACUGGAUAUGGGCCAACAACUUCAGUUCACAGGGAUGUCCAGUUGAGCGCAACAAGUCUUCACUAACUUCAUCACACAGAAUCUGCAAAAAAACUCUCCAUCGCUGCACACCUGUUUGGCUAUACCACACCUGUAUAGAGUCCAAAACCUACGAAGAUUGAUCAAUAAGUUCUCGGCCUCACCUUAAAGAAGCUACACAACCCAAAUUUAAUUAUAGGACAUAGUUUUAUAGUAUGAAGUCUUGUAUUAACAUCCACCAAAUUUCAAACCAUUGUGGUCAUUACUUUCCAGUCGACAUCCUUUUAAAAAUCAUUAGGUAAGUGGUGAGAAGAACAAGGGUGAGCGGUGACCAGAGUUUUGUGGGUCGAGUUUUUCAUGCCGUGAAAUCUACGAAGAUUGUCAAAAUGUUGGAUGAGGAUUUCCUUCAUAUUUGAAAGUGAAAGAAGUGGGUAUCUAACUUUCAGUAGCACAAGUUGACCCACACAACUCAGGUCACAGCUCAAUUGUCCAUGUUUUUUUCCUUCUCUCUCACCUAACGUGGGUGUCGCCUGCGUAUUCAUGAUCACAAUGAUUUGAAUUUUGGUAGACAUUCAUAAAACUUUAUUAAAAGGUAUUAUACUUUAUGAUUAUGCCCAAUGAUUUGAGUAUUGCACCUUAUUUCUGUGUGAGGCUGCCAACUUAAUGAUCGCAUUUCGUAAACAGUUUGAAUGAAUUUUGCUGUACCUCAAUAGUAAAUUGUAGAUUUUUUUUUCAUUUAUCACAGUCUCUGUUGCUAAUGUUAGAUAACAGAGAAGGUUGCAUUUUUUUUUCUGUCAGUAGGUUUGAUUUUAUUUGUAUGGACAUAUAAGGCACAGAGCAUUGUUCUGACUGCCAUUUGUUUGCUUAUCAGUGAAUGCCGUAACAUUAUAAGAGAAUGUUUAAAAAGUCCAACUUCAGUACUCCAGUGGAGUAUUUUCCACGUUGGAUAAUAAAUUGUACACAUCUUUGUUAGACAACUGUCAAUUUUGAUAACACAGAGGCUAACAGUAACAAAAACAAGACUUAGAAUCCAUUUCUUCUAGUCAAAACGUACAGAUGAAUUCUCUACAUUCGAUCUUUAGAAAAUGGUUUGAUCCGUUGCGAAAUGAAAAGAUAUACCCAUUUUUUGUAUCUUGUAAAUACUAUAAGGAACUUGACGUGUUUUUACACAUAUGAUAUGAUACAGAGUUUGUCUGUUGGUGCAGCUUUUUUUACGCAUUCCUUCCCCUGUAUAUAUCAAUAUGUGAUACUGGUAAUAACAAUGCUACAUUCUAGACUAUGUACUGAACUUUCACGUAGAUAUUAUUAUUAUAUUUCUCUCACUAUACCUUGUAUAGGGUGUAGAGGAAAUAUAUUCUUUUCUUCUUUUUUUUUAAGCCACUUUCUAAGACAUAUAGAAGCUGUAUAAAGCUAUUAGAUUAAUUUAGAACCUCCAAAUUAACAUUUAGAUCAGAUUUAACAGUAUUAUUUUUGUUGAUAUCGGUAAUAUUUUGAAACUUUUUUUAUUUGAAACACACAUCUUUACUAGUGUUAAUACUGCACUUAGUCCAGUUACUGCUGAUAUUAUAGGAAUGAUGACAUUAAAUGAGAUGAGUAUCUCAAA
Branchiostoma floridae (Florida lancelet) is the source of this 2519-nucleotide messenger RNA. Its product is annotated as nuclear transcription factor Y subunit B-3-like. Lineage: Eukaryota; Metazoa; Chordata; Leptocardii; Amphioxiformes; Branchiostomatidae. The record is from RefSeq and is a predicted model, not a curated record. The coding region runs from base 183 to 944 and encodes 253 amino acids. Gene Ontology annotation, molecular function: RNA polymerase II cis-regulatory region sequence-specific DNA binding; DNA-binding transcription activator activity, RNA polymerase II-specific; protein heterodimerization activity. The transcript is spliced from 10 exons. Gene Ontology annotation, cellular component: CCAAT-binding factor complex; nucleus. Gene Ontology annotation, biological process: regulation of transcription by RNA polymerase II.